Molecule: messenger RNA, 7900 nt
Organism: Amoebophrya sp. A120
Lineage: Eukaryota; Dinophyceae; Syndiniales; Amoebophryaceae
Source: the annotation of a GenBank genome assembly
AGGACCUGGUACAUCAACUCGGUAUAAUUAUCCGUCACUUGCUCUUGCCCCCGCGCCCGCCCCCCUCGCUAUUUCUUUUUCGGCCAAGACGAGACACCCAUGAUUAGGAUAUGGAGGAUCUGCUCCUGGAGAGAAGACUGAGAUCAUCAUCUUUACUUGUGAUCUCUAUUUCUUUUUUUCGUCGUUUUCCCGUGCUAUAGUACUCCUGGCUAUAAUGUCUGAUGUCUUUAUUAAACCGUUCAGACGGUUGCAGUUCUAGUUCUUUGUGGCGAAAGAAAAAGUGAAUUUACAAGUUUACGAUCUUCUUGUUAGCAGCGGGACAACUAGAGCUGCAGAACACCAAGUGCAAACAAUAGUCCUCCUUUACGGGACGACAAGAGGGUCGUGGACCGGACAAUUUUUCUUCUGCCCCUUCUUCAGCCAGGACGAUGUCUGACCCUCGUGAGGAGCUGUUCGAGAAGCUGCCCAUCUUCCCGAACAGCCCGGUUGGGGAAUUGGGUAUUUUCCACUAUGUUUCCCAGGCCGGGCAAACGUGCAACGCCACGCCCUACUCCACCGGGCCGUGGAUUGAUUGCGCGUACACCGUUUCCGCCAUGUUGUUUAUCAUGUCGCUGAAGGGACUGUCCACACAGGCAACCGCAAACUGGGGCUGUUACUACGGCAUCAUCGGCAUGACGAUCGCGGUGUUGGCCGCUUUCUUCAGCGCGUACGUGUGCGACAACGGCGUGUGGCUUACCUGGGUUGGUGCGGGACCAGGGAUCAUCAUCGGGCUCCUGAUGGCCUGGAAGGUCACCAUGAUCCAAAUGCCACAGCUCGUCGGCCUCUUGAAUGCCUUCGGGGGACUCGCAUCCGCAAUCGAGGCCAUUGGCAUGUUCGCAGACGAACAGGCAAAGUACAAGCUCUACGUCGAAGCAGAAAGGGGUAUGGAACGGGAAAAGUUUUUGUUUUAACUUCCGGCUGUAGCACUAUCAGGGUCACAAGUUCUUGCAUUUGAAUUGAAAUUGGGUGCUGCACUCUAAAUUUUUUGUUUGAUUAUGUGCAGGAGGGAAUGUUGACUCUGAAAUUGAGAACAGAGACAUCCGAACAUUAACUCCGAAGAUGAGCCGACCACGAGGCAGCUGCUGACUACAGUGUCGUACCUAACUGUGCAGCGCAUCAGAAUGCAGCAUGGGAAAGAGUUUGUCUGCGUUGCCAAUACAGUGAUGUCCCUGAUCUUGUUCAGACGGAGGUGCUGUAUUUCCUUGGGAUACGAUAAGACGUCCCGGAGGUGGCAGUCGAUGAUAUGAUCAAAGCGAAUCCGCGCUUGGAAAACGGAACCUGGGGCAGGGGAAAGAAGUACCUCGUCAUCCAGAGCGCGUCGAUGUACCUGGCACUUAUCAUAGGUAAGUACGUCUGAAAUUAUGCCGCAUUUUAGUUUGUGCAAGAGCAGCACUGGUUUAUAUAUUGAAUAUGAAUUCAUUUCAUGUUUUAUUUCUUUAUUGUGGACCGGAGCGCGUAGGCACGGGCACGGCGGAGCUGCGAUAGAAAAAGAAAGAAAAGCUUCGUCGCUCGGGGCCACUCAGGGACACUCUAAACGGAAACUAUAGAUACUACACCCAAGCAUAGAAAAGGUCGUACCUACUAGGUAUUCGCAAACUAUCACCAUCGAACUUUAGGUUCCAUUACCUACUUCGGAUCCAUUAUUGCCUGCCUGAAGCUGAUGGGCAAAAUCCGGAAAGACUACAGUCCACCAGCGAAAAACUUCGUUUCGCUGUUUCUCAUCGCGGCGAGCAUUGCCUGUUGUGUGCUCGCGGAAGAAAUUGAGGAUUGGGGCUACGGAAGCACCGAGGGGCUCAUCAUGGUGCUCGCGGCCUUUGUAGCAACUGCAAAUAUGGCUGGGCCUGGGAAGUUGCAAUGCUAGGGUGUGAUGAACAAUGAACGGUCUGUAAGGCACAACCAUUGGUGCCUAAAAAUUACAGACUGAGCCCGAAAAAGCUUCGGAAAUUGAAAUAUUUGAGUGGCUACUGUUGCGCAUUUAGCAUGACAAAGUGCGUGUGUGCAUGGCAAGAAAGGUCACGGCCUUUUCGUGGACAGCACGCGUCGCAGAAUCUGCAGUCAUGCCUUCAGACACGCGUGACAAAAAACCUUUCGACCUCCUAAGAAGCCCAGCCAUAAUUUCCAUUUGAUACUUUUUCCUAAGCGCGGUGUGGGGAAUCCUCUUCGUCAUGGCCAUUGGUGGUGCGGAUAUGCCGGUAUAGAAGUAGUUGGACCGUUGUCGUUGAGGAUUACUGCAGCAAUCUGCACCUGCAGCUAUAAUCGCUAUGCACACAAUUGCAAUUCGAAUUCUCACAACAGACUACACCUCCUUCGUCUUUUCUACAUGUUGUGCUUAAUUCCCCAAGAAGUUCUUCGUGCGUGAUUCACUCUAGGUCGUCAUCUGUAUCCUGAACACGGGCUCGGGCGCAGCGGGUGUGUUCGCUGGUUUUAUGCUUGGGAACAAGCUUCUGGUCAUCACGGGCACCUUCGUCGCGUCCUCGGGAGCUAUCCUGUCCGCGCUGAUGUGCAUCGCGAUGAACCGAAACCUGUUCGCGGUCUUGGCCGGGGGCUUCGGCACGGGGAGCAGUUCGAGCGGCGGCGCGCAGCAGGUAUGAACUGCAAAAGUAUCGUACUCGUAUAAAUGCAUUACAAAUUUCCUCAGCAUGAGAAAUAAUAUUUGUAAUGCAGAUUUGCCUUGGGGGCAAGAUUUGUAAUGCAGGACUUGCAUUUAUACGAUACUUUUGCACAGGAUAGCAGGCUAUCGAGGGCGAAAUGGUGGAAACCAACACCGCGGAGGUGUAUCCUGAGGAAAAACUGUCUCAGUCUCAACUUGUAAUGCGCAACUUCCUUGAGACAGUUUUUCGCCAUGCUCGACCUGCAAGAGCAAGAAUAAAGUCGUCUUUCACAUGUAUUUUCCCUGGUGUAUGACGCAUCACAGGUUUCCUGUGUCAUGCUGAGCAAAUUUGUAUUGCAGCUGGUGGUCCGCAAAGGUUUGGGACUGAGACAGUUUUUUCUCGCGAUAAGGUGGCACAGCUCUUCAACACCGCGAAAAGCAUCAUCAUCGUGCCGGGCUACGGUAUGGCCGCCGGGAAAGCACAGCACAAAGUGGCCGAGGUAAGUCCUUGCUUACUACUUCAGAUUGGUUUAUACAACAUACAAAAUGCAGCUCACGGACCGAUUCAAGUACUUGUUUGGAAUGCAGAAGAGGAACAAUCUUUAAAUGAAAAAGAAUCGAGACUCGGUGGUUUUACUGUUAAACUCACAUGAUCAAAUAUCGUCUUCAUGUUCAUUAUCAACAUCAUCAGCUCACGACGCUCCUGCGGUCCCGUGGCGUGAAUGUGAGGUUCGCGAUUCACCCCGUUGCCGGCAGGUUACCGGGCCACAUGAACGUGCUGCUCGCCGAGGCGCGCGUACCCUACGACAUCGUGCUAUCCAUGGACGAGAUUAACAUGGACUUUCCCUCCACCGAUGCGGUAUUGGUUCUGGGCGCCAACGACAUCGUCAACCCGGCUGCGUUAUGCAUAAAUAGCGACAUUUUGGCAUCAAGCUCGUACUUAUACCCAUGAUCGGGAUGCCUGGAAUACCAACCGGUUAUUUUUUGCAGCCUAAACCAGCAUCAGAAACUUGCUCUUUUUCGUAUGAACAAACGGGUCAAAAUUGUCAUGCAAGUAUUACUAGUACAAGUACGACUAUGAUGUUCAAAGCUUUUGCAAUGCAUACACGCAGGACGACCCGACCUGUUCCAUAGCUGGCAUGCCGGUGCUGGAGGUGUGGAAAGCAAAGCGCACGAUUGUCGUGAAGCGCGGGAAGGGUUCAGGGUACUCUGGCGUGGAGAACCCGCUGUUUUUCAAGGAAAACAAUCACAUGUACUACGGGAACGCCAUGAAAUAUCCUACAGAAUGGAAGUGUAGUUCUUUCACUGUAUUGGUUUUGCAAGAUAAGCAGGAGCACAGCUUGUUGUAGUACAUGACGAAGAAAAUUUGCCAUGCAUGUGUGGUUCUCACCACGGGAAAUUGCAUUUUCUCUAGAGCAAAUCCAAAUUUACUGGCUAUUGCUUUGCAUCCAUGUGUAACAUCAGCAGGCCAAAGACUGCUGCACUGUAUCUUCUGCACAUGAUACAUCACAAGUUAGGUACAGUGAAAUGAACAGUUUUUUCAUGCGAUAUGAGACAGAUGGCGACACUGUGCGAGGAAAUCUCCAAGAUGGACCCGGUGGGCGGCGCGGGCAAGACCGACGCUGUCAAGGUCGCCGUGGACGAAGUGAAGGUGGAAGAGGAGGUAACGCUCUCCCCGCCAACGGAGCCCGGUCUCACGGUCGGCCUAGUCGCGGAGGACAGCGAGGCUUGGGAAAAGCGCGUGGCGCUGGUGCCAAGCGUGGUGUCCAAAUUGACCAAAGCAAACGUCAAGGUUGUCAUGCAGCCGGGAGCUGGUAUAAAAAGUGGCUAUUUUUUAUUUUUAGUCGUAUGCGCGUUGAAUGUGAAUCCUGCCUUGAACAAUCCAAAAAUUCCGCGGCUUUUGUUUGCAAUGAAUUGCUGGAAUAAAGGCCGUUGCGUCGAGAAUAUUUGACGCACCUAUCAUUCUGCAAGGCACUUCUCAUGAUCACGGCUUUACGUUAGGAGUCUUCUUCACAGCGUGGUAACCUCUCAGCCAAAAUUGCCCUUCUUGCGUCCAAGGCCUAGUCGGUACAUAAUUGAGGAUGAAAGUUAGAAUAAAAAUCCAGGCGCCAAAGCGGGGUACCAGGACCUGGAGUAUGCGAAAUGCGGCGCAGUCGUCUGCGAGUCCCGGGACGCGGCGAUUGCGCAUAUGCAUUGCAAAUAUGUCUGGGUCUGGAAGGAUGCAAUUUGUCAUGCUAAAUCCGAAUAAUGCGAAAAUCUGUGUUGCAUGAGGGCCAAAAGCUGUCCACUUUCGACCAAGUUGGGAGAAAGUUUCUCAUGCAGGAUCGGCAUAGCAGAGAUCUCACAGACUCUGUCAUGCUAGGUCCCGCAUUCCGGACCUCAUGGGUCACGGAGAAUUUGCAUCACAAGUUUAACUCUCUUCCAGACCCAGACAUAUUUGCAAUCUAUAGCACAGUGCUCCAUGCUAUUUACCGUCACCCCGGUGUCGGAGUUGAAAGCGUGCGAGGAAAAGUUGAAAGGCAAGUGGGUGGUUUCCUGGAUCGGAAAGUUGCUACCCGACGGGAAAGAGGUCGUGGCCAACGCGGCAGCGGCGGGAAUCAAUUUGAUCGACGUCACAGCGGUUCCGCGCAUAACCAUUGCGCAGAAGCUGGACGUUCUCUCUUCACAGGCGAAGAUUGCCGGGAACAGAGCGGUAAGUAUGGUGUAAGUACUGCUGAUGCUUGUUCUGUUUUGUGUACCAACAGCUUGGGGUACGAACGUGAAGUACGAACAUUGAUAGUACAUGUUUGCGUUGCGUAUGCGUUGCAUCUUCUUGCGGGUUUUUGUGCAAGAUAAUGAGUGUAGUUGUACCAGUUUGCAAGAACAUCCAGUUGAUCAUUCUUCAAUAUUCUAAUUGUAGGUGAUCGAGGGCGCGAUCCUGUAUGGGAAAUUCAUGGCCCCGGAAAUCACGGCCGCGGGCAAGUAUCCGCCCGCCAAGGUGCUGGUUCUCGGCGCCGGCGUCGCGGGCCUCGCUGCGAUCGGAACCGCGGUGGCGUUGGGGGCGGAGUGCCGCGCCUGGGACGUCCGGGAUGUUUCGGACCAGGUGGAGUCCAUGGGCGGCACCUGGAUCACCGUGGACUUUAAGGAGGAGGGCGCGGGCGCGGGCGGCUACGCGAAAGAAUCGUCCGAGGCCUUCCAAGAGGCGCAGAAGCAAACCUUCGCGAAGCAGUGCGAGCAGUGCGACAUUGUGAUCACCACCGCGGCAAUCCCCGGGCGGCCGAGCCCCAAGCUGAUUGAGAAGUGGAUGCUGGACAAGAUGAAGCCGGGGUCGGUCAUCAUCGACCUGGCGGCGCUCGGGGGCGGCAACUGCACCGAAACGCAGAAGGGCAAGACCUACGUGACGGAAAAUGCGGUGACGAUCUGCGGCGAACUCGAUUUCCCGUCCAAGAUGGCGCGGCAGGCGAGUGAAAUGUACGCCAACAACAUGUACAACCUGCUGGACCACGUCAUGAAAGCGAAGGACGCCACGACAGGCACCGCCGCGGACGUGCUGCCAAACCUGGUGGCGAACCAGACACUCAAACUAUUCUCGGCAGAACAUCCCCACCCCAGAGUUGUCAUGCAGAUUUGCAAUUGUAGGUAGAUUUGUAAUGCGCAUCCCCAUGAGAGGCAUUUCCAGUCGCGCUUUGGAACUUCUGAUGCUGUAAACAUGAUAAGUAGAUGGCUUUGUGAUGCGGCUGCACUUGCUAGACUGCACUACAAUGCAGAGAGGAACUUGUCAUGCGUGAGUCCCAAAGCUUCUGGAUUUGUGUUGCGAGAUCCCCAUCUUGACUCUGGGGUGCGGACGUUUUUGCACAGAAUACAAACCGGCCGCGGCGGAGGAGGGCGCCGAGCCUGCGGCCCCAAAACCGGAGCUCGACGAGGUGGUGUGCACACAGGUGAUUUGCGCGUACGAGGGGAAGGUGAUCACCAGCCCGCCGCCACCCAUGCCGUCCGCGCCGCCCAAGCCGCCUACCGCAAAGAGCGGGGACAAGAAGGUGGAAAUCGCGAAGGCCUCGCUGAUCGGCAACUCGGUCUUGCUGUCCACGCAGUUCAUGAUGUUCCUCUUCGCACUGCUCAUGCUGGGCGUCGCGUUCCUGGACAACGAGAUUCUGAUCGAACUCAUGAUGGUCUUCAUGCUCGCGGCCUGGGUGGGCUACAUGCUCGUCUACGGCGUGCACCCGGCACUGCACACACCGCUCAUGAGUGUCAGUAACGCGAUCAGUGGACAGGUUGGUGGCGUUUUUUUGAACAAGAACAAGCCUAAAAAUUGGUAAAAAUGCUGCGAGUAGAGUCCUCCGAGUCGCAACUUUAGGGGGUCAGUUGCAGUUAAGUACAGUUGAACAAAUGUUGGGGUAGCAUGCAUGUACAACGAACAGAAUGAAAAUAAAAUUUCCGCAUCACCCACCACAGGUCAUCUUGGGCGGGAUUUUCAUGGUGUCCUCCGAAAACAACGACGGGAACAUAAACGGCACGGCGAUUUUGGGCGCGUUUGCCGUUUUCAUUGCAGCCAUGAACGUAGCGGGGGGUUUUGCGGUCACGUUCAAAAUGCUGAAGAUGUUCGUGGCGGAAAAGAAAUAGAGGCUGCCGACGACAACUCUCUUCGCGAGGACAUUGUGCUCAUGAGCCACAAGUGUAACCAAAGUCUCUACAACUACAGAAUGUUGAUGUAAGUAGCCGACGAGCGCCGUCUCCCUUUACCUAUCUGAAGUAUUUUGCAAAAAGCAAAGUAGAAAUCCUGGUGCAAAAAAAUGCAUCACCGGCACCGGCAUAGAAGCUGGUGCCAGCAAUGAAUACCUACCUAAUUAUACUUUGUCAAAAUGAACAAAUGUAUUCAGUUUUUUGAUGUGUCAUAGCCAUUCCAUCAUUGUAUCCAAUGCCCCUGCCCACCACCACCACCACGCUUGCGACGAAAGGAGUUGUCGUAUGAAUCGGAGUGGUUCAUCUUGAGAUUACGAAGCACGGGGCAUUCGGGAUAUCAAAUGAAAUUGCAUUCCGUGCUGUUGAAUAGAUGCGACGAUGUAGUUAUGUACAGUAUAUGCUCGAUGUCAAAGAAUUUUUCAACAUUUUCUAGAUCUCAGCUGCAAGGACGAGAUUUACGUACGUAUUUGCUUGCAUUGAACUUACCUGAACAUGAUUCAAGGGAACCGAACUGAAGAUGGAUGAAGCAGCUACAGUAAGGACAGAGGUAUCUACAGUGAAAAAGUUUCCCAAAACCCAUUAGUUACCAGGGGGGAGUUGCACUCAUUUGAU